Tetrahymena thermophila SB210 is the source of this 1851-nucleotide messenger RNA. RefSeq lists its product as hypothetical. Lineage: Eukaryota; Ciliophora; Oligohymenophorea; Hymenostomatida; Tetrahymenidae. The transcript has 4 exons. The record is from RefSeq and is a predicted model, not a curated record.
AUGAGUGACUGCGCUUAUUCAGAUCCUAAGCUUAAAAAAGUACAUUAUCACCUCCACUAUAAGAAAGAUUCUGCACAAGCAUUAGCUUCUCAAAAUUUUCAAAGCUAGCAACACGUACAUGUUUCCAGCAUUAAUAAACCAACUACUUAACAAGUUUAAGUUGGAACAUCUUAAAGAGUUUUUGAUACUGGUUUUAUUCAAGUUGAUACAUCUUAAAUUGAAACUAUUGAUAUCAACCAUAAACUCUUAGCAGAGAGAGACCAACUUAGAUUCAGAAUAAUUAAUCUAGAAGAAUAGCUUGUUACUUCUCUUGAGACAUAAAAAAUAGAAAUAAUUAGAUAAUUAGAACAAAAAUAUAAUGAACAGCUAAAAGAAUUAGAAAUUACUCACUCUAAGUCUAUAGAGUUAGAAAGGAGUUAAAUGAGCUCUCUUAGAUAAUAAGUUACAGAACUUUCAGCUUAGAACAUUACUUACAAAGAGAAUAUAACUUCACUAUAAAAAACACUGGAAAAAUAUGAAUAAAAAUUCGAAAAGUUUUCUGAAAAAAGUAAGAAAGAAAAAGAUUAAAUUAAAAAAUCUUUCUAAGAAGAUAUCGAAAAAUUAUAAAAUGAAAUAUUGAGUUUGAAGGAAAAAGUUAGAGAUAGUGCUCUUAAUAAUGAUAGGCCAACUAAAGUCUAUUUUGAAGAGCAACUAGCAAAUGUAAAAGCUUAGCUUUAAUUAAAGGUUUUGAGAAUAGAAAAGCUUGAAUCAGAUAAUUAAGGUUUAGAACAGCAACUUCACUAGCAGGCAUUAGAAUUAUCCUCUCUUCAAACUCAACUUAAGAUAAAAAGUUAAGAUUAUGACAGGUAUACAAUUUAAAGAAAAACUUCUGAUAUAGAAAAGCAGAUGGUAGAACUAUAAAGAUAAUAUGAAAAGACAAUUUUUAACUUAGAAGAAAAGAUAGAUCAUUAGAAAUAAAAGAUACAGAAACUGAAACUAUAAAUAUCGAAAGGUCCCAUUAAGUUAGACCCAGUUAUUGUAGAUCGCCCUGUUUAAGUAGAAACAGUAGUUGAAACCGUUAAGUAUAUACCAGUGGUAAAAUAAAAUAAAAUAAAAAGUUUAUAUUUUAUUGAUAAAAAUAAAAAAUAAAGGAAAGAGUAGUAAAAGAGCAUGGAUUUGAUAAUAAGAACUCUGUAUUGCUUGCUUAAAACGAUAAAAGAACAGAAAAAGAAUUAGAACUAAUUAAACACUAUGAAGAUAAAAUAGAGUAAUAAUCUUUUCUAAUCACUUAGCUUUAAAGAAAAAUAGAAACCUUUUCAAAAAUACAUACAUUACAAUCUUAGACAUAAACUGCUUAGGAUUAACAAGUUCUAUAAGCAAAUGAAACAGUUAAAAAAUAUUAAUAGGAAAACGACUACCUCAAAUAGAGUUUAUAAAACUACGAAUCAAAUUUAAAUAAUUUAACUAAGAAAUUUGAUGAGCCAAACUAAUUCUGAUAAUAUUUAACUGUUUGUAUUUGUUUAUAAACUAAAUUUGUGUUAAAAUACCUAAAAAUAAUUUUUAUUUAUUUUGACUAUAUCAAAAUAACUUACUUUUUUCAAAUAAAUGUAAAAUAAUUGUAGCAAAAAAUUAUUAAUUGCUAAAAUAUUUUAAAUUAAUUUAAUCUCCUACAAAUAAAUUUAUCAAUCAACCAAAAUUCAUGAAAAAUUUAUUUUCUUUUGUAAAGCAGAUUCCAAGAUGUAAAUUUAAAAUGAGCAAAUUUUUUUAAAAAACAACAUAAUUAUUAUUAAAAAAGAUUGUUCAAAUAUUUUUUUGCUAAUUCUUAAAAUAUUUUAAAUUAAUUUAUCUAAUUAAAAACGAAUUUAUUAAUGA